UAGAGGCUAGCUUUGAUCAGCCACAGACAGGCUACAACGAGUAAAAACAACUGGGCAAUAACAAAAAGCAAGCCGCAAGCAGGGACAACUCAUGAAACAAGAAACCGUAUCGUUAUAAAACACAACACACCUUGCGCAACAAGCAGCUCAAUUUGCGACGGCAAUACAGUUUAUGCGACAUCAUUUUCUAGAGAUUUAGCUCUAGAGUCUUGCCACAAUAAUGCGAUGCUGUUCGUCCGUCUUGCGGCCCACCCUGUGCAUUCUGGCGAAUUGGAUAUUCUUUGUCACAUCGGGGGUGUCUCAGAAGAGCGAGCUGAGCUGCCAUUUUGGAAUGAUGUCUGGUGGACUCGCAGUUUGCCUUCUCCCGUUGCUGGUUUUCCCUCAGUCGGUCGUCCCACAAGAGAAAGCACUGUGGCAGGGAGAGGGCACGACAGCGGACUUACAGGAAGUGAUCCUCGGGAGGUGCUACAACUACAUCCGGGUGGUGAACCCCAGCGUUGGAGAGAAGAACUGCACGGCCAUAUGGAACGCCUUCAGGGAUGCUUUCAUCUACAGAGACCCCUGCAGCGUGACCGAUAGAGACUACCAGACCUUCAUCUCCCUCUCCCUGCACAGCAUCCCCCCUAAUAAGGCCCUGUUUUGGGAGAAGAACAAGCAGCUGGUGCACAGUUACUCUGACACUGGACGCAGGAUGAUGCCACUUGGGGAAACUCUGAUUGGUUGGCUGGGCGAUGACCUCACUUGGUGUGGGAACUCCUCUGGUGAGGGUUUGGACUCUGUGUCCUGCCCCACCACAGCUGAGUGCGAAAACAACCCUGUGGAGUCAUUCUGGAGGAUUGCGUCUUCCACAUACGCUAACCUGUCCUCAGGUGUGAUCCAGGUGAUGCUGAACGGCUCGGUCAGUGAUGGAACUUUCCCAGAGAACAGCUUUUUUGCUAAUUAUGAGCUCCCAUAUUUAAGAAAAGAUAAAGUUUCCAAAGUACAGAUCUGGAUAAUGGAUGACAUUGAAGGUCCUGAUGUUGAGUCCUGUGGUACUAAAAGUGUGGCCGUCCUGCAACAGAUCCUGGAACAGAAGGGAUUUGAGUACACCUGCGCUGAUAAUUACAGGCCAGUGCGAAUACUUCAGUGUGUGGACAGCCCCAGCCACCCAGCCUGUCUCUGUUCCAGCUCUGCCUCCACUCCAAACCUCUCUCCGCACCACCUGGUUAUUCUGCUCUUUUUCACUUUUCAGUGGACUGCUGUUGACUGAAUAUUAUCAGUCAUUUUCUACUCAAAUCUAAUAUCUGGUUGUCCAUCCUGGAGCAUAAUCUGUGAGACCCUUUGGCAUGGUCCGCAUGGUUGAUGGGAAAUCUGUGGAGAUUUGUGUUUAUAUUUUUUAAUAGAUUAUCUACAUUGACUUCCCUGAGCUCCAGUAACAUGUAAACUGUUUACAGCAGUGGUUAUGGAUAUUAUCAUUGUAAUGAUGGCAGUUGCACCAUAGCGAAGGCACUAGGAUCAGAAAUCAUCUUCUCUAAACAUGUUCACUAUGAGGGGAGCCGUGGCUCCUGUGAGUAAAACUCAGCGCUGAAAGUAAAACUCUUAGAUGAAGAUAAAUUUGAGUAAUUAUCACAAAUUUGAAAUAUACGAGCUACGUUUUAUAGCCGAUGAAAUAUAAUAUUAUCAUGUGAUUCAUAUCAGAUUGUGUACCAUGGAGCAUAUAAUGAAUGAACAUAUUAAUAACUCUACUGCAUGUAUAUUCUACUGUAAUAUCUUGGUGACAGCACAAAAAUUAUUUUUCAAGUAUAUUCAUUCUUAUAUUGUCCUGUCCUUGUUCAAGGCUGAUGUAGCCAGUAAAUAAACAGCUUUUUGUGACUGCGUCUGUUCUUGUGUUGAUUCUGAUAAUCAGCGCAGU
Molecule: messenger RNA, 1891 nt
Organism: Anguilla anguilla (European eel)
Lineage: Eukaryota; Metazoa; Chordata; Actinopteri; Anguilliformes; Anguillidae
Product: ADP-ribosyl cyclase/cyclic ADP-ribose hydrolase 2-like
Exons: 10
Coding region: 221-1249 (342 amino acids)
Biological process (GO): positive regulation of B cell proliferation
Cellular component (GO): plasma membrane
Molecular function (GO): phosphorus-oxygen lyase activity; NAD+ nucleosidase activity
Source: RefSeq, a predicted model, not a curated record